Perkinsus marinus ATCC 50983 is the source of this 1838-nucleotide messenger RNA. RefSeq lists its product as hypothetical. The record is from RefSeq and is a predicted model, not a curated record. The transcript is spliced from 5 exons. Lineage: Eukaryota; Perkinsozoa; Perkinsida; Perkinsidae. Gene Ontology annotation, molecular function: metal ion binding; ATP binding. The coding region runs from base 38 to 1666 and encodes 542 amino acids.
AGACUUUAGGGUGAUUUUCCCUCCGCGGUGCCUCCCAAUGGCCACUACUGAUUCUCAUGCUUCGAUGAUUAACUUCCUCGGUGAAGGCUUGAAGUCCGGGGUAACUCCCUCUACCAGCCAGUCUACUAUGGCGUUCGAAUCUCCCAGUCAGGACAACCUAUCCGUCUGGUCACUGUCCCAUGAGCCCGAGACCCCCACUAAUGUCGACAACGGUUUACACAGUCGCGCCCUCGACACUUGUGGUAUAUCUUGGGAGACCUUGACCGCGGGUGGCCUACAAGGGCAGAAGUUGAGGGAGUCCCUCCUAUUCAACACAUGUAUCGUCUUUUUCAACGCUGGUUACCAUGGCAAGAGAUUCAUCUACGAGAAGGCACAUGAACUCGGUGUGAAAGCUGUCAUUAUCGACUCCCCUUGCUCGUGGGCGUCGAGCCUCGCCACUGAAGGCGUUAUUAGUCAUUUUAUUGGCCUCGAUAUGAGCCAAGACUCUGACGCCAUUUUUGAGGCAAGCUAUGAAGCCCUCCGAGAGUUCGAGAUGACCAGCGGCAUCACCAUUAAUGGUAUCUGUACGGCCAUUGAGCUGGCGGUCCCUAUGGUGGCUCGUUUAACUGAAGCCUUCGGCCUCCCUGGCCCCGGCCCACACGUUGUUGAGGCUGCCAGGGAUAAAUACAAGACGCGAGAAGCUCUAGAGAGGCAUGGUCUGCCGAGGACCACGCACUUUUUAAUAUCCUGCGAGGAUGACAUCGAGCCGGCUGGCGAUUUUGUUGGUUAUCCAGCUGUCAUGAAGCCCGUCUCUGGUGCAGCAUCAUUAGGCGUCAAAAAGGUGAACUCCCACGAAGAGCUUUUGGCCGUCUAUCGAGAGACUCAGCAGCUCCUCAGUGAGCUGGUGGUCAGCUCGGGUGCCCUCGAGAGGAAGAAUGAGCACAGUGAUCCGGACGCGGUGGCUGCCGCCGGUCGUAUUUCCACCGUCGUAAUACUCGAGGAGUAUCUCGACGGUCAGGAGGUCGAUGUGGAUGUUGUGCUCAGUCCUGGCUUGGGCUGUACAUUUGCUGUUGUCACUGAUAAUGCUCCUACCAAGGAGCCCUAUUUUUCCGAGACCUGGGGCGUUAUUCCUAGUGCUCUCCCUCGUGACCGUUGUGACCAGCUUGUCGAUCUUGCCGUGAGCUCAGUGAAGGCUCUAGGUUUCGACUCUGGUGUUUUUCACGUCGAGGCCAAGUACACGUCCCGCGGUCCUCGUUUGAUUGAAGUUAAUGCCCGUAUGGGAGGCGGGCCAGUCCAUUUGUGCCAUAACAUUAGUAAUGGUGUUGAGCUCUGCGUAGAGGUGAUGCUGUUGGCUGUUGGUCUCCCUUCUCGGCCCUUUCGAAGGGACCUGGCAGUGGUAGGCUUUGGCAACAUCAACUCCCCUAAGAGUGGUACUCUACACAACUUUGACUUUUUGAGUAAGUGGCAGAGCGUUGAUGGUUGCGAAAUGCAGUUCUGUGUCCCAAUGGUGUCCCCUGGUGACCACAUCGUUGGUCCAGAGGAGGGUCAGCCUUGCUGGGUGGUCGACUUCAUGUUCACUUGCGACUGUCCUUCGAGAGCUGCUGAGAUCAGUGAGAUGCUUGAUACGGAGAUUACGGAGGAGCUCAGUCGUCAGAUCGACCUCCAGAGUAAUUUUCAACACCACUGAUGGUAGAUUUUAUAUCAUCGUCUCGUCCUUUCCCUCCACUCUGAGUGGAUUUUCUGCCGAGACGUGAGCAGCGAUAAAUAUCCAUCUUUUUAUGACAUCAACUGUCAAGUAUGUAUGCAUACAAUGCUUUGUUUACACAGUAAUCACACUGUGAGUCGCCAAGUCGGCUAUA